Dendroctonus ponderosae (mountain pine beetle) is the source of this 1404-nucleotide messenger RNA. Its product is annotated as pectinesterase. Gene Ontology annotation, molecular function: pectinesterase activity. The transcript has 4 exons. Gene Ontology annotation, biological process: cell wall modification. NCBI's taxonomy places the organism in Eukaryota, Metazoa, Arthropoda, Insecta, Coleoptera, Curculionidae. Bases 135 to 1307 code for a protein of 390 amino acids. Gene Ontology annotation, cellular component: cell outer membrane. The record is from RefSeq and is a predicted model, not a curated record.
CAAGAAAAAUAACUAAAUUGAUAACAACACUUCUCAACCUCGUUUGUGCGCCAUUUGCUGAUAAGCUACUCAGCAGCCCUCAAUUCGGCAGUAAAAUAUCCAAAAAAAAACAAAUUGAAUUAGAAGUCCUAAUCAUGAAGCUCUUCAUUCUAUCAACUUUAUUGGCCCUAACGUGGCUUCGGUGUGGUGCGCUAGAUUACCCCGGAACAGAAACACGCCCCAUCCUAAGUGAAGAAGAGGCCAGCCAAUACACACCCGAGAGUUACUUAAGUGAGUGGAUGCCUGAAGACAUUGCCAUUCCCGAGGAACCAGACUUUGAAGUCCAAGCAGGAGAUUCUAUUCAAAAAGUAGUGAACGAUGCAAUUAGAGAUAGCGAUGGCACCAGAAGAAUCUACAUAAAAAUUCAAGCAGGGCAUUACAUGGAAACUGUAUACAUCAACGGAGAAACCCCGCUUACCAUCUUUGGAGAUCCAGACAAUCCUGAAAAUAUCCACAUCAUGACGAAUAUCAGCGCCCAAAUGCGCGCAGCUGAAUACCAAAGUAUGGUAAAUGAAAAUGGGGAACGGUACCAAGAGGAUGAUCCUGCCUGGGAUUUGUAUAAUUCAUGCGCUUCGAAAACGGGAGUUAUUGGUUCUUGUGCAACGGUACUUUGGGUGAAUAGUCCAGAGUUUCAGCUGCAAGGCGUUACAAUCCAUAACGGUGCCACAGACGCUCAAGGAAUCGCUAUCAAAACCACAUCUGAUAAGGUGCAUUUGAAAAACUGCAACUUUUUGGGGUUUCAAGACACUGUGGGUCUAGGCGUGGAUAACGGAAGUCAACUGGAACGCGUUUUUGUUGAGCGGUGUUACGUGGAGGGAGAAGUGGAUUAUGUGUUCGGAAGUGCCUCAGCAGUAUUGGAAAAUGUUGUUUUCCGUACAGUUGCCAUCAAAACGAACGGUUCCCAGAUCAUAUUUGCUCCUAGCACUGCUCCGACAAGGUCUUUUGGAUUUUUGGUCAUUAACAGCAGUAUUACUGGGGACUCAUAUUAUGCAACAUCCCAUCAGGUUAGCCUGGCUAGAUCAUGGGAUCGAGGAAUUGCGAGCGCAGACCUUUAUAUUCCAGAUGAAUCGCCUAAUGGUCAGUUAGUUAUCAGGGAAUCAACUAUUGAGGACAUUAUCAACUUGGAGGCGCCGUACUCUGCAGCAGCCACCAGCAGCAGACCAUUUAAAACUGAUCUUAAACCAGAUCGGAAUUUGGACGACAAUACCCAUAACAGAUUAUGGGAGUUUAAUAACAUGGAAGUAGCCAAGACUCCGAUAAGUCAUUAACGUAAUAAGAAUGUUAUUGAUACAGUUGGAAAAUAAACAUUCCAGAAUAAUUGAAAAUUAAAAAGAAUAUCGAAGAUUAGAUAGAAAAACACUUAAA